AUGUUGCCGUCAUUUUCGCGAUUUUGCGCGCGCAAAUCGAUGACGGUGCCAUCUUCGGCGUGUGUUUCAACCAUUUCUGGAAGGCAACGAACCAGACGAAAUCAGUACAAUUAUAGAAAACAGUAUCAAAGUCACCAGAAAAAUAAUUAUUGGAAGUCAUUCUUUACUGUUGGUACGGGUUCCUCGACAGUCCUUGCAUUAUCGUGGAUGACGACGAUUAAAGAUGUGCUGGGAAUCGAGAAAAUUCAACUAGACGAUGAUCCAUUGAAGGAGAAAGUGAAACAGUCGUGGUUAUAUCGAAAACGACGGCAAUACCAAGAAGCGAUUCAGGUUUUGGAGAUUGCUUUGGAAGAAGCUCAAGAGCGAAAGGAGGAGUUGCCGAUAACAAGAGUGAUUGACGAACUGGCGAAUACUUAUUACGAAAAAGGGGAUUUGGAAGAAGCUGAUAAGCAUUUUCGGAUUGUAAUUCAACGACUUGUUGAGCUUCAUGGCAAAAAGGAUUUCGAUCCAGAAUUCAUUGGAGUCUCGCUGAAAUUGGCCGAUAUUCUUGCGAGCCGCGGCCAACUCGAUAAUGCCGAAAGCGGAUUCAAACAUUGUGUUAGGAGGCAGAUGAAAGUUGUUGAGGAGCACAUGAAGAAAUUUAGUGUUGCUCAUGGAGCAUUGAUUGAAGAUCGACACACUGUUGAUACUUAUGGGUACGUCUUCACCGAUCCUCUUGCCUUGUUCGGAAUGGCGUUGGAGGCGUAUGCGAAUUUUUUGAUUACGUAUCGAGAUGAGUCGAAAUUACCGGAAGCUGAAGAAUAUAUGGAUGAGGUGCUCAAAAUUUCUUAUCAAAUAUACGGCGCUAGCUCAGUUCAUUCGAUCAAUUUGCUCAACAAUUUUGGAGCAUUACUUGUGCUAAAAAAUCGAUUCGAACUUGCUCGGAAGUACUUGGCGAUUGGAAUUGAUCGAAUCCUAUACGUGAACGAGUGCGCCAACCUUCUUCCUGGUUAUUAUUGUAAUUACGCGGAGGCGCUCUUUCACACUGGCAACAAGGAAGAAGCUCUCGAAUACGCACGAAAAGCAUUCCAAUUGAGUCGAAGCUCCGAUGAACGCCUUCAGAAGUACACUGGAACAUUUCUGCGAGAUCUCGAGAAAGAUUUAAACAAAGGGAAGUCAAGAUCAUGGUGGAUUUUCUAA
Molecule: messenger RNA, 1179 nt
Organism: Caenorhabditis bovis
Lineage: Eukaryota; Metazoa; Nematoda; Chromadorea; Rhabditida; Rhabditidae
Source: the annotation of a GenBank genome assembly